AUGUCAACUGGUAACGAAAACUACAAUUUAAGAUAUCCAAAAGGUUUCAAAGCCUACCCACACAACCAAUACAAAUUAGAAGGUUAUGGUACCCCAAGAGGUUACGUCACUCUCGCUGGUGUUGCUUUAACUUUAACUGUUAGUGCUCUUUACUUCUCAUACGCCCAAACUCAAAGACGUGAAUACCCAACCCACACCCCAGAAUGGAAAGCUGCUACUGCUGCUUAUGGUAAAUCAAUCAACCAAGAUCCAAUCCACAAAUAA
Molecule: messenger RNA, 264 nt
Organism: Dictyostelium purpureum
Lineage: Eukaryota; Evosea; Eumycetozoa; Dictyosteliales; Dictyosteliaceae
Exons: 1
Coding region: 1-264 (87 amino acids)
Source: RefSeq, a predicted model, not a curated record